Messenger RNA from Ananas comosus (pineapple), 1850 nucleotides. RefSeq names its product protein ACCELERATED CELL DEATH 6-like. The transcript has 3 exons. Bases 321 to 1850 code for a protein of 509 amino acids. NCBI's taxonomy places the organism in Eukaryota, Viridiplantae, Streptophyta, Magnoliopsida, Poales, Bromeliaceae. Gene Ontology annotation, molecular function: protein binding. The record is from RefSeq and is a predicted model, not a curated record.
ACUUCUUCUUCUUCUUCGGCGGCUUAACUUCUUUGGGCGGGGGGAGGACGGAUAAUUAAAAGCCAAGGACAGAUGAUUAAAAGCCAAUCUUGCCUGGUGUUGACUGCUCUUACUUGGAAAAUAGCCCACAUUUUUUUUUUUUGUCUGUUUCGCUUAAAGCGAGUCUCCUGUGAGUAGAAAGACCUAUAUGAUAGCCGCUGCAGUUGUAGGUGCUGAGGCAGAGAAAGCAUCAAUAUAUAUACUACUAUCCUGUAAAUCACAGAAGAGGAAGAAGAAGAAGAAGAAGAAGAAGAAGAAGAAGAGAAUAAGAUCAAACCAGUAUGUCUGAGCCCCAGCGAGAACGUAUGGACUAUGAGUUGCUCGAGGCGUUGAGGAGAGGGGACGAGAGAGUCGUUAGAACAUUCUUUUCGCAGGAUACAGAAUCUUCUGGAUUUACCGCCGGCAGAAACUCCGCCCUCCACAUCGUGGCUGGUUGCGGACACCUGGGGCUCGUGAAGUUCAUCUGCGACAAAGAGAGCUUCCUUUUGACGGCGCACAAUAUGGCAGGCGAGACGCCGCUGCACUGCGCUGCGUGGGCUGGGGCUGACCGAAUUGUCUCCUACUUCAUUUCUGUUGCCGCGGAGAGCCACCUGCUGGAACAGCUGCUGCUCGCCAAAGACUGGGACGGGAAGACUGCCCUGUACGCGGCUGCCAAAGAAGGCCGUGUGGCGGCGGCGAGAGAAUUGUUGUCUAAACUUCCUAAUCAGCAGGCGGCUGCCGUCGACAAGAAAGGUGUAUCGCCGCUUUAUGUUGCUGUGCUGUCGGGAUCGCUCAAAGUUGUUCAGAUUUUGAUAGAAUCCCCCGCCGACGCGCCUUAUGGUGGACCGAACAGGCAAACAGCGCUGCAUGCAGCCACCAUGAUCAAAAACCCCGCAAUUGCAAGGAAACUGUUACAGUGGAAAUCAACACUUGCAAAGGAAGCUGAUGAAUCUGGAUGCACACCCCUUCACUAUUUAGCCCAAACUUCUAAAAGUUACAUGGUGUGUGAGCUUUUGAAACAUGACACUUCUUCAGCUUACGUCCCAGACGCUAAUGGAUUAUGCCCUGUACAUGUUGCUUCAAGCUGGGGGAGAAGUGAUAUAGUUCGUGAACUUAUUGGCCGUUGCCCCGAUAUGGACGAGUUAGUUGAUAAUGAAGGAAGGAAUUUUCUCCAUGUUGCUGUAGUACACAAUAGAGCAGAGAUAGUUAACUUCGUUUGCCAGAGACCAUUGCUCGUGAAAAUGAUGAAUGCAGAGGACAGCAAUGGAAAUACACCGCUACAUCUUGCUGUGGCAUCCGAGAACCAUCGUAUAAUGAGUCUUCUAUUGGAAAACAAAAGUGUGCACCCAAGAAUUAUAAACAAGAAUGGUCAAACACCUCUAGGUCAUGAAAGAAGAUGGCAUCCAAAAUCACCCCCGCCGCCAAAUCCAUCACCGCCACUGCCACCGCCAUCGCCAGCGCCAGCAUCACGGCCGCCGCCGCCCCCGCCGCCGCGGGCGUCGUCAGCGUCGUCGUGGGAGUCGCUGCCGUCGUUGUCGCCGCCGCGGCCGGAGCCGCCGAAGCGGCGGAGGCUUCUACCGAUUAAUUCAUUGCUUACUAAUCCUNGAAAGAAGAUGGCAUCCAAAAUCACCCCCGCCGCCAAAUCCAUCACCGCCACUGCCACCGCCAUCGCCAGCGCCAGCAUCACGGCCGCCGCCGCCGCCGCCGAAGCCGGGGCCGGAGCCGCCGAAGCCGGCGCCGCCGCCGCCGCCGAAGCCGGAGCGGCCGCCGGCGCCGCGGCCGCGGCCGCUUCUACCGAUUGUAAGACAAUAUCCCUUCCCUACAGUCUUUAA